Molecule: messenger RNA, 1818 nt
Organism: Balearica regulorum gibbericeps (East African grey crowned-crane)
Lineage: Eukaryota; Metazoa; Chordata; Aves; Gruiformes; Gruidae
Source: RefSeq, a predicted model, not a curated record
AUGGCCGCAGAAGAGAAGUGGAAAGGUUGGGCUUCGAAACAGCAUAGCGGGUCUGAACAGGCAGGUGAAAAGGAACCAUGUGUGCUCCUGGGCCAGCUGGGUGAACCGGGAAGAUUUGCUUAUGCGGCGCUUUGUGGGAUAUCCCUAGCAUGGCUGUUCCCUGAAAAAGAGCAAAGCUCCUUCAGGACGGAAUUCAUUGAGGGCUUUGUGAAAUGGCUGGACCUGCCCGAAGCUGUCUUACCUACCAUGACAGCAUUUGCUAGUGGCUUAGGAGGUGAGGGCAAAGAAACAUUUGCCCAGAUUUUGCUGGAGGAUCCCAUCUUGAAAGAAAAUCCAGUUGUCAUUACCCAAGACCUUCUGUCCUUCUCUCUUAGAGAUGGGUCCUACGAUGCUCGAGCCAGGGUGUUGAUCUGCCACGUCUCCUGGCUGCUAAGAAUCCCCUUGGAGGAGCUGGAAGUCCUGGAGGAAUCUCUGCUUGAGAGCCUGAAGGAACAAAAGGAGGAAGAGUCAGAAACUGCAGAAGUAUCAAGAAAAAAGAAGGAAAGAAGAAAAAAGCUGAAGAGAUACCUGCUGAUUGGUUUGGCAACCGUUGGGGGCGGAACAGUGAUCGGCUUGACGGGGGGUCUUGCUGCCCCUCUGGUUGCUGCGGGAGCUGCUACUAUCAUUGGAAGUGCUGGAGCUGCUGCUUUAGGUUCGACUGCUGGAAUUGCUGUCAUGGCAUCCCUUUUUGGAGCAGCUGGAGCUGGCCUUACAGGAUACAAGAUGAAGAAGCGUGUGGGAGCCAUAGAAGAGUUUGAAUUCCUCCCACUUACUGAAGGCAAGCAGCUUCAUAUCACCAUAGCAAUUACUGGAUGGCUGUGCGCUGGCAAAUAUGGGAGUUUCACAGCACCAUGGAGCAGCUUGUUGCAAUCGAGCGAGCAGUAUUGUCUGGCCUGGGAAUCCAAGUACUUGAUGGAGCUUGGCACCGUCUUGGAUUCCCUGCUGAAUGGUUUUGUGAACAUGAUGGCUCAAGAAGCCUUAAAAUUCACCGUCUUGUCAGGUAUCAUGACAGCCUUGACUUGGCCAGCUUCACUCUUGACAGUUGCCAGUGUCAUUGACAACCCCUGGGGAGUGUGUCUCCAUCGGUCUGCUGAAGUAGGCAAACACCUAGCACAUAUCCUGCUCAGUCGACAGCAGGGCAAGCGACCUGUCACACUGAUCGGCUUCAGUCUGGGUGCAAGAGUCAUUUACUUCUGCCUGCAGGAAAUGGCUCAAGAAAAAGACUCUCAAGGGCUCAUUGAAGAUGUGGUCUUACUGGGAGCUCCAGUGGAAGGAGAAGCCAAGUACUGGAAAGCUAUCACAAAAGUGGUGUCGGGCAGGAUCAUAAAUGGUUAUUGCAGGGGAGACUGGCUGCUGCGCUUUGUGUACAGAACCUCUUCUGUCCAGAUCAACGUUGCGGGCCUCCAGCCAGUCGACUUGGAUGACCGGAGGAUGGUAAACAUGGACCUUUCGUCUGUAGUAAACGGCCACCUGGACUACAUGAAGCAAAUGGACACAAUCCUAAAAGCCGUGGGCAUUAAAACCAAGGAGCGUCAGCUGGAAGAGAAGGGCAGCGGCGGUCUUUUCUCCCCUCUAGCCAAGAAAUCACAGCGGGCAGCAGGCAGCGACACUCGGGAAGAGGAAAACGCCGUGCAAGAGGAGGAUGCGGCUGACGGUGAGGCUCUCCCCGCCGGCCAUGCUUCCUCCAGCUGUAUCUUGGGAGAAACCUUGCUCCCCUGCCCAGACUGCUCAAACAGUGGGGACAGCAAGGAACAGGCAGUGGGCGAAGGAGAAAAUUAG